Messenger RNA from Geosmithia morbida, 3438 nucleotides. Its product is annotated as SWI/SNF chromatin-remodeling complex subunit SWI1. The record is from RefSeq and is a predicted model, not a curated record. Gene Ontology annotation, biological process: regulation of transcription by RNA polymerase II. Gene Ontology annotation, cellular component: nucleus; SWI/SNF complex. Lineage: Eukaryota; Fungi; Ascomycota; Sordariomycetes; Hypocreales; Bionectriaceae. The transcript has a single exon. Gene Ontology annotation, molecular function: transcription cis-regulatory region binding. The coding region runs from base 1 to 3438 and encodes 1145 amino acids.
AUGAGCACCUGGAUGAAUGACGCCGUCCCAAACCACAAUGGCAACGGCUUCCCACACAUGAACGAUCCCAACGCCUCCGCCGCCGGUGCCAUGAUGGAUCCUUCUGCCUUCAUGGCCAACUCGGGUCAAUUCAACCCUGCGCAGCUACAGCAGCAACAACAACCGCAACAGCCGCCGCAACAGGUCAUGCAGAAUGGGCCUAUGCGCAAUGUUUCGCCAUCAACAAUCCAAAAUCCCGCCUUCCAGACGAACCCCGUUAUCCCCUCGAAACGACCGCGGCCCCGCGACGACGGAAUCGCUGCGUCUCCGACUCAAAAUCCCGGCAUGCUGCCCACGUCGCGAUCCCAGACCCCACAGCAGCAGCAGCAAAAUUUCCCCGGCGGCUUCCAGCCUGGCGCCAUCCCCCAACAGGGCGCCGGUCAAUUCGGUCAUCUACAGGCCAACGGAUCCGCAAACGCCAGCCCUUCCCCCAUCAUGGGCAACCAGAUGCGACCCGGUAGCGUGCCUCAACGCGUCGCCACGGCCUCGCCGCACCCCUUCUCACCUGGAAACCCUCAGUUUGCCGCUGCUCAGGCCUCGCCCGCACAGUCCGAGCAGGGGACGCCUCAGCCCAGCCAGUUCAUGCCAAACAUGCCCCAGGGCUACAACCCCAACUUUGCCGCCUCGCCUUCCAACCCGCGCCCGUCUCCCAUCCCCAACCCCGUCGCCGGUGGCCCUCAGAUGAUGCCUCAGCAGAUGCAGCAGAUGCCUCAGCAGAUGGGCCACAUGGCAAGCAUGUACCCUCACCUGCAGCAGCAGCAACAACAGGCACAGCAGCAGCAGCAGCUUCACCAGCAGCAGCAGCAGUCGCCUCAGCAAUCCCAUCAGCAGCACAUGGGCAUGCCUGGUCACCAGCAACAGACACAGCAACGGCAGCAGACGCCUCAGGGUAUAACAGAUCAGCACAAGAUGGCCGCCUAUCAGAUGCGCCUGCAGCAGCAGCUCCAGGGAAAUAUGCAGAUGCAGGCGCAGAUGAAGUCGCAAAACAUGGGUCGUGGCAUGAUAGCUAAGCAGCAGAUGCAGGCCAUGCCUAACGGCCAGGUACCGCCUCAGGCGCAGCCCGGCAUGAUGCGACCCCGUCCCAUGGCUAGCUCGAGCCCCGAGCAGUUCAUGAAGAACCUCGCCACAUUGAUGGCUGCCAAGGGUCUCCCCCUCGACACGAACCCCAUGAUCAUGGACCGGCCCGUCAACCUCAUGAUGCUCUUCCAAGCUGUCCAGAACAAGGGUGGCUACAAGGCUGUCGUCACCGGCAAUGGAUGGCUUCAUGUUGCGCAAGUCCUUGGUCUCCCAGUCCAGAUCCCCAAUGUCGCCAUGCUACUCAAGCAGAUCUACGAGCGCAACCUGUACAAGUUUGAGGAGGCCUGGAUGGCCCAGCAGAAGCAGAGGAUGAUGCAGCAGCAGCAGCAGCAGCAGCAGCAGCAGCAGCAGCAACUGCAUCAGCAGCAUCAGCAUCAGCAGCACCAACAACAACAACCUCAACACCACCCGCAACAACAGCCCCAACAUCCUCAACAGCCACAGCCACCGCAACCCCAGCAGCAGUUCCCCCCUCAACCUCAGCAACACAUCCCCCAACCACAGGGAACACCCCAGAAGCAGAUGACGCCCAACCCGCUCAUGAACCAGGGACAGAUGCAGCAGCAGCCGCCGCAACAGCCUAGUCAGCAAACACCACAUAUGCCGCCUAUGCCUCAGCAGACUCCUGUGAAACCGCCACAGGUCGUCAAUGGUUUUCCUACCCCUCAGAAGCCUCUUCCUGGCCAGACGACUCCUGGCCCAGGCCACAACCGGAACAGUGGGUCAAGGGGUGCCGAGACUCCUGUCCAGGGAGACUUCUCAAUGGCAUCGCCUGCACACGCCAAGGUGGCAGGCCUGCCCGUGGUUCCGCCCGAGGGUCAGGUUACACCUGGUACGGCGGUCGAUCUUCAGAUGCACAGGAUGGCGGCCCUGCCCGACGAGUACACGCCCUGUGCUCGUGAGCUAGUGACGUUUGGUGGUGUCGACCUCAAUGCCGUUGUCCCGCUGGGCACGGAACUGCUUCGCUGGGCACCUGAUGUGACACCGCUCCCUGAACUGGGCAACAUUGACAUCCACGCCCUUAACAAGAGCAUUCAGAGCGGGAUCAAGGGAGAAGUCCGAGUUGCCCUCGAUACGUUGGCCACGGUGUCCAACUCACCUCACCCUUCGCACUUCAUCCGACUCCCCUACUGUGAUGACCUCAUCGACUCACUGAUUGACUGUGCUGAGGAGCAGCUGGACAUUCUGGCCGAGCAUACGGUCGAAGUGUCGGACGAGAUCCAGCUCACCUCAUACGAGGAUGUCGUGAGGGCCUGUCGCAUAGAGCAGUGGGCCAUCAAGGAACCACCCGCGUUUGGAACGAAUGAAUACGAGCUUGACCGCGCCGUGGACCGGUUGAUCUGCAUCACUACGAUUCUUCGGAACCUGUCGUUCCCCGGCGACGCAAACGAGAACCACCCGGUACUGGUGGACGAGACGGUUAUAAAAUUUCUGUGCGUCGUGGUCCGAUAUCUGGGGACCCGUAACAUGCUUCUCCGCACACACGCCAACACGCUCGAUUUCAUGAAGGACAUGGUCAUCUUCCUGUCCAAUGUGUCGGGGGUCAUGGAGCUCCCCGGACGCGAGCAGGCCCUGUGUCUGCUGUACUUCCUCCUGGCGUUCGCCCCUGCACCGGGCCCGUUGAGGCUGGACGAUGGCACCUGGGACUUCCCCCGGUACGAGCCUAGCCAGCAGCCCUACUUGCCGCACGCGGUGGAUGCGCUGGCCAAGCUGUUUGCACGCGACGAGCCGAACCGGACGAUGUAUAGGACCAUCUUUGCCCUGGACGCUAGUUCUGCGGUUCCGGAGGAGCUCCUAACCCGCGCAUUUGCGCUGUCCAUCGCGCCUCUGCCAGACACGGUUUUCGAACAGAACCGACCCGCUCAGUGGCCUCCUCUGGUGGAGAUGAGGAAGCCGUUCCUCAUGCAGGGCCUCCUGUCAGCCGAGAUUCUGGCCUUCCUUGCACCCGGCCCCGAGUCAGACCUUGCCAAGUCGUGGCUCAUCUCGCAAAACUGUCUGGGGGAGACCCUCAUCAAGCUCAUCUCGAGACUGAGCCAGGAGUACGACAAGCCCCAGCCACUGCCACCGCCACCAACUCACGGCAGAGGUUCUCGAGCGGCGCCACCGGCUGCCCGCAAAGAUCCUGAGCUCCUGUACAUUGUCAUGACGGCCGUGUCACUGCUGAAGAGGCUGGCAGAAAAGUCAAGAGGGUCAUCCCCGCUUGACGUGGCCUUCCUCCCCAACUCGCAGAAGCUGAUGGAGCUGACGAGUCUGUCAUCUCCAGAGUGGGCAAAGGAGGGACUCUUCCAGCAUAUUACCAGCUGCUUUAACCUCGGACGCUGA